GUCAUGGGGCUCUGGAGACCCACGGUGUUGUUAGGUCUGUUAGGGAGCAGAGGUUUACAGAGAAGCAUGUGUGCUCAGGUGGCAGACUGGCAGAGUGCCAAGUCAAUCUACGAGUUUUCUGCCAAUGAUAUUGAUGGCAAUGAGGUGUCUCUAGAGAAAUACAGAGGAAAUGUUUGCAUCAUUGUAAAUGUAGCCUCUAAAUGAGGAAAGACCAAAGUAAACUACACUCAGCUAGAGGGAAUGCACGCCUCCUACGCUGAGAAAGGUUUACGCAUCAUGGGCUUCCCAUGCAACCAGUUUGGAGGACAGGAGCCAGGGACUGAUGCCGAGAUCAAAGACUUUGCCAAAGGUUACAACGCCGAGUUUGACCUCUUCAGUAAGAUUGAGGUGAAUGGAGACAACGCUCACCCUCUGUGGAAGUGGAUGAAGGCACAGCCUAAAGGCAAAGGAUCCUUUGGAAAUAACAUCAAAUGGAACUUCACAAAGUUUCUGAUUAAUAAAGAAGGACAAGUGGUGAAGAGAUACGGGCCAACAGACGAUCCCAGCGUGGUGGAGAAGGACCUGCCACCGUACCUGUAAUGCUGCUGUCUCUGUGUGACUCCUGACCUCUCUCGUGGACUUCUGGGUAUUGGUGUGUGUGUGUUUGUCUGGACCAGUGACGGACUGUCUGUAAACCCAACAUUGGGAAGGGCAGGCCUGAUGAUCCCUAGCGUGCAACUAACCCCCAGAACACACCCAUGCCAGACCCUUAAGACCAUAUGAGAGGACAUUCAUUAGUUUAGCACAUCUUACAUCAGACUCAGCCAUUCCUCUUUCCAAUACAAAUACCAUGUCGUCCUUUCUUAAUGUUAAGUGACAAGUUUGUUCAUGUGUCAAUCUCCAUUUAUUGUAAUGACAUAAGAUGGUAUAUAUUUAAUAUAUUUCUGAAAAGCUUCUGAUAAUAUUAUUUGCACUUAACUUGCCGAAGGGUCCAUGAUUGUAUCUGUAACCUAUGAAUUGUCAUGUGAUGAAAUUGGAAAAUAAAUGCUGUUCAGAACAAUAA
Molecule: messenger RNA, 1042 nt
Organism: Pseudoliparis swirei
Lineage: Eukaryota; Metazoa; Chordata; Actinopteri; Perciformes; Liparidae
Product: phospholipid hydroperoxide glutathione peroxidase-like
Exons: 7
Biological process (GO): response to oxidative stress
Molecular function (GO): glutathione peroxidase activity
Source: RefSeq, a predicted model, not a curated record